Messenger RNA from Thlaspi arvense, 591 nucleotides. NCBI's taxonomy places the organism in Eukaryota, Viridiplantae, Streptophyta, Magnoliopsida, Brassicales, Brassicaceae. The record is from the annotation of a GenBank genome assembly.
AUGGAGCACUGCCCUGAACUACCAGAUAUUAAACGUGCUCUUGUAGAGUUCUUUGGUACUCUGUCUCGUAAGUGGGCAUUAGGAUGCAUGAAGGACCUUCUGUUAGUGACUCUAAGAGGAAACCUCCAGAUAAUUGUUCAGAUACCUAUUUCUGUUUGGUUGAGCACAAUACGCUUUGUUGCCAAGGAGUAUUCUGAGCAGUUGGGAGUUGAUGCAUGUAUUAAACUCUUUGAGCAAUUCAAGUCAAAUGAAGUGUUAUACUUCCUCCUGGGUUCCCAUUUGAGCUCCAAUGAGGAUCCUCAGAUUCACUUUAGGUACAUUGAGGUAGCUACCAAAACUGGACAAAUCAAGGAGGUUGAGCGUGUGACUAGAGAAUCAAACAUCUAUGAUCCUGAAGAUUAUGCUACUAAACUUUUUUGGCUUUCUCUGGAGAGUCUAGUUGCCUUUUCCUUCACCAGAUUAUGGAAAAUAGGGACUAAACUGAAUGUUGGUGCAAGUUCAAGUAGCAUAUUUGAAACAUUGCAGUUGGGGAAGCCAUUAAUUGUGGUGGUGAAUGAGGAUUUGAUGGACAAUCAUCAAAGGAACUAUUAG